AUGUCCGCCCGCCAGCGUGUUGAGCAGGCGCCGAAGAAGGUCACCGUCGACGCGGGCGAGCUCCCUGUCGACCGCAAGUUUGUCGUGCCCAACUUCACGAACAAGCAGCUGCUCGACGCCAUCCCCCUCACGCUGGUCCAGGAUGUCGCCAUCGUCGGCGCGCUCGCGUACGGUGCCUACCACAUCGAGGACGCCCUGAGCUACCUGCAGCUCGACGAGCUGCCGACGAAGGCGCUGCGUGUGGCCCUCUGGACCGCGUACUGCAUCGUGGUCUCCUUCUGGGGCACCGGACUUUGGGUUGUCGGUCACGAGUGCGGCCACCAGGCAUUCUCGACCAGCAAGACGAUCAACAACGCCGUUGGCUGGGUUGUGCACUCGUGUCUCCUUGUCCCGUACCAUGCGUGGCGCAUCUCGCACGGCCGCCACCAUGCCGCGACCGGCAGUCUGACGCGCGACGAGGUGUUCGUCCCCCGCACGCGCAAGGAGCGUGGCCUUCCCGAGGCCCAAAACGAGGACGAGGUCAUCGGCAUCAACGUUCCCGAGGAGUCGCAGUCGCUACUCGCCGAGGCGCUCGACCACGUUCCCAUUGCCGUCUUCUGGAUGUCCAUGUACCAGCUCCUCGGCUUCCCGCUGUACCUCAUCAUGAACGCGGCCGGUCAGAAGCGCUACCCCAAGACGACGAACCACUUCACGCCCUCGUCGGUCAUCUUCCGCUCGAGCCACAAGUGGCAGAUCCUUUGGUCCGACCUCGGCAUUGCGCUCGUUCUCGCGGGCUGCGCCUACUGGUCCGUCAAACGCAGCUUCACCGAGAUGGCUCUCGUGUACGGCAUCCCGUACCUGCUCGUCAACUUCUGGAUCGUCAUGAUCACGUACCUACAGCACACCGACCCCACGAUCCCCCACUACUCGGACGCGCUUUGGACCUUCCCGCGCGGCGCGCUGUGCACGAUCGACCGCACGUUCCUCGGCCCCAUCGGCGCCUGGGCCGUUCACGGCCUGUGCGAGACGCAUGUGCUGCACCACGUCUGCUCCAAGAUCCCCCACUACCACGCCUGGGAGGCGACCGAGGCCCUCAAGGCCUUCAUCGGCGAGCACUACCAGCGCUCAGAGGAGAACAUGCUCGUGUCGCUUUGGAAGAGCCACCGCCAGUGCCAGUUCAUCGAGGACGGAGCCGACAUUGCCUUCUACAAGAACGCGCGCGGACAGGCGCAGCGUUGGGGUGUUGUGGCGCCGCCCGAGGACUCGGGUAUCGAGCUCUCCAGCUAG
Messenger RNA from Trichosporon asahii var. asahii CBS 2479, 1266 nucleotides. Its product is annotated as delta-12 fatty acid desaturase. Bases 1 to 1266 code for a protein of 421 amino acids. The record is from RefSeq and is a predicted model, not a curated record. Gene Ontology annotation, biological process: lipid metabolic process. Gene Ontology annotation, molecular function: oxidoreductase activity. NCBI's taxonomy places the organism in Eukaryota, Fungi, Basidiomycota, Tremellomycetes, Trichosporonales, Trichosporonaceae. The transcript is spliced from 2 exons.